Messenger RNA from Elaeis guineensis (African oil palm), 1204 nucleotides. Its product is annotated as NAC domain-containing protein 100. Gene Ontology annotation, biological process: regulation of DNA-templated transcription. Gene Ontology annotation, molecular function: DNA binding. The record is from RefSeq and is a predicted model, not a curated record. Lineage: Eukaryota; Viridiplantae; Streptophyta; Magnoliopsida; Arecales; Arecaceae.
GUACCUCAAUUGGAGAUGGAAGUGAACCUCCCUCCGGGUUUUAGAUUUCAUCCAACCGAUGAAGAGCUCAUCAUUUGCUAUCUAAGCCGCAAGGUCUCGGAUUUUAGGUUUGUUACCAAAGCUAUAUCUGAGGUUGAUCUCAAUAAGUGUGAGCCAUGGGAACUCCCAGGGAAGACCAUUAACAUGGGAGAGAAGGAAUGGUAUUUCUUCAGCUUGAGAGAUCGUAAAUAUCCGACGGGCCUCCGGACCAACAGAGCCACUGAUGCAGGCUAUUGGAAAACCACAGGGAAAGACAAGGAGAUCUUCCAUUCGGGCGUCCCGGUUGGCAUGAAGAAAACCCUGGUAUUUUAUAAAGGAAGAGCUCCAAAUGGUGAGAAGACUGGUUGGGUGAUGCAUGAGUAUCGACUGCACGCCAAAUUCCCUUAUAAAUCCACAAAGGAAGAAUGGGUUGUGUGCAGGGUCUUUAGAAGGAGCUCCAAUGGCAAAAAACUACAAGAGGGCACUUCAUCCAUGCCAAACUUACUUGGAUCAUCAUGUAAUACUACUUCAACAACUGAGCUUGGCGAACCCAAUACAUCCAUGUUAGGAUCAUCAUGUAAGACUACUUCAACAACUGAGCUUGGCGAACCCAAUACAUCCAUGUUAGGUAAGCUCAUCAAUUCUUCUAGCACUCUCGAUGCGGUGUUGAUUAAUAAGGACGACGACAACAAUAGCACUGACAAGAUGGACAUGAAUUUUGCUAAAGAACCCACGAACGAGAUUAUGCAAUAUGAUGAAUGGCCUUCAGGCUUGUUAAGUUCCAGCUUCUCAACAAAUCCCACGAUCUUGAAGGCAUUGCAGCUUGAUAAUAAACAACCAAGAGAAGCCACAGAUAUGGCCACCUUAAACCCUUUUGUAGCACAAGGAGAUGCCAUCUAUGGAGUUGAAUCGAGCUCGAGUUUCCCAGCUUCUUCGUCUAGAGGCUCAGAUUCUAUGCAACGACGGCUUUUCGAUCAGAAAUCUAUUUGGACAGGUUUCUGAAAGGAGAAUGACCAGUGGAUUUUAUAUAGCAGAAAACUUAUUUAAGAAACAAUUGUAUAGAAAAUUUUUCCCCCUUCAUUCCGAAGAAAAAAGCUUUUCAGAAUGCUCGUGUUAGUUAUUCUUAACUAUGGUGCAUGGGGGAGAAACCCCUUUCUAAAGCAAAAGUUUCAGAGCUUCAUUUAUG